Messenger RNA from Solea senegalensis (Senegalese sole), 5688 nucleotides. It is a transcript of the gene arhgef2a, whose product is annotated as Rho guanine nucleotide exchange factor (GEF) 1a. Gene Ontology annotation, biological process: positive regulation of neuron differentiation; cell morphogenesis; actin filament organization. Lineage: Eukaryota; Metazoa; Chordata; Actinopteri; Pleuronectiformes; Soleidae. The transcript has 23 exons. The record is from RefSeq and is a predicted model, not a curated record. Gene Ontology annotation, molecular function: guanyl-nucleotide exchange factor activity; microtubule binding. Bases 260 to 3046 code for a protein of 928 amino acids. Gene Ontology annotation, cellular component: cytoskeleton; ruffle membrane.
CCUCUUCACCAGCAGCAGAGGCACACUGCAGUUGGCCAGUGAGGGAAAGGAGAUUUGAGAUUUUUUUUUUUCUUUCCCGACAAGAAGAAGAAGCAGAAAAAAAGAAAAGAGAGAGAAGCGUUCAGACGUGAAUAUUGGGACGUUGUGUUUUCCUGACGUGUCGACUGAAUCUGAGUCUUGAGUCCUGAGUCUGUCACUCUGAGGGGAGAUAAAAAAAAAAACCAAACCCCCCCCCAAAAAAAGGAGAAGAGCUGUCACUAUGUCAAGAGUUGCCAGUCUGUCCAAACUGCGGCAGGAGAGGAUGAGGGAGAUCAACAUGCGGAAUAAAGAGAGAGAACAAAUGAGGGAACGGGAGAAGGCAGCCAGAGAAAGGGAAGCGUGUUACGGCAACGGUCACUUGUUCACAACGCUGACGGUGUCAGGAACUACACUCUGCACGGCCUGCAACAAGAGCAUCACUGCCAAGGAAGCGCUCAACUGCCCGACAUGCAACGUCACCAUCCACAACCGCUGCAGAGAUACUUUGCCAAACUGUGCCAAAAUGAGACAGAGGCAGCAGAAGACAGUCCUGUUGAGGAAUAACUCAGGUUUGCACAACGUCACACUGCGCGCAAAAACUCCAGGCAUGCGUGAACGUCCAACCUCGGCGAUCUACCCCUCCGAGAGCUUCCGACAGACCCUGCUGGGGUCACGGCGAGGUCGCUCCAGCCUUUCACUCUCCAAGAGCGUCUCCACCAACAACAUCUCAGGCGCUCUGAACGACGACUCUCCUCUGGGCCUCCGCAGGAUCCUGUCCCAGUCCACAGACUCGCUCAGCUUCAGGGCCAGAGCCAUGUCUGUGGAGUCGCUCAAUGAUGACGGAGACAUUUACUAUACGUCAGUGCUGGAGGAGUUGGAGAUGGAGAUCCAGGACUUUAAGGCAGACUCGUGGAGCACGGCUGUGGACACCAACUAUCUGCAGGCACAUCGCAAAAACGUCAUCAAGAGGCAGGACGUCAUCUACGAGCUGAUCCAGACGGAGCUGCACCACAUGCGCACGCUCUACAUCAUGGAGAGGGUGUUUCAGCAGGGCAUGCUGGACGAGCUUCAGCUGGAACUGAGCACCGUGCACUCAAUCUUCCCCUGCUUAGACCAGCUCAUCAGAAUACACUCUCACUUCCUGGCACAGCUGCUGCUGCGGCGCAACAACAGCCUGCAGCCUGGAUCCAGCCACAACUUCACCAUCCACGAGCUGGGAGACAUUCUGUUACAGCAGUUCUCAGGCCAGAGUGGCGACGACAUGAGGAAGACUUACGCCGAGUUCUGCAGCCGCCACUUAAAGGCUCUUAAAGUCUACAAGGAGCUGCUGGCUCGAGACAAGAGGUUCCAGUACUUUAUACGACGGGUGAGUCGAGGACCGUUGCUACGUUGCCACGGGGUUCAGGAGUGCAUCUUGUUGGUGACUCAGCGAAUCUCCAAGUAUCCUGUCCUCAUUCAGCGCAUUCUGGAAAACAGCACCGAGGACGAGGAAGAAGCUGCUGCUGUGGCCCAGGCGCUCAGCAGAAUCAGAGAACUCCUUACUUCAAUAGACCAGCAGGUGGAGGAGAUGGAGAAAACACAGCGGCUGCAGGAGAUCCAGGCCAGACUUGACCCCAGAUCUGAGGCCAGAGUGAGAGACGGCAGAAUUUUCAAGACCGUGGAGUUACUGCGACGCAGACUUGUCCACGAGGGAACCCUGUUCUGGAAAACACCAGGAUCCAGACUCAAAGAUAUACAGGUCUUAUUGAUGACGGACAUCCUGGUGUUCCUGCAGGAGAAGGACCAGAGGUACAUCUUCCCAAGUCUGGACAAACCCCCGGUGCUGUCCCUGCAGAACCUCAUCGUGAGGGACAUCGCCAAUCAGGAGCGAGGCAUGUUCCUCAUCAGCGACUCCUGUCCGCCCGAGAUGUACGAGCUCCACGCCGCCACCAAGGAAAACAGGAACGUGUGGAUACGACACAUCCAACGCACAGUCAGCAAGUGUCCGUCAAGAGAGGAGUUCCCUCUCAUCGAGACGGAACACAAGGCCCAUCUGAGGAGACUCAAAGCCGAUCUCCAUCAGAAGGACCGGGAGGUGCUGGAGCUCCUGCAGGAGAGGGUGAUGGUGUUCUGUGAGCUGGCAGAGCUGACCAGUGGUCAGGAGGGACUUCAUCCUCCCAUCACUCGCUACCUGUUCCGUGCGGACACACCACAAGCUCCCCGAGCGGAGAAACUGCUACUGGAUGCAACAGCUGAAGUGGACAGACUGAGUGAACUCCUCCUGGGCUCCAGUGUGGACAUACCUAUUCUAUGUCAUCACAACCACAAGGAGGUGGCAGACACCGGUCCUCAGGAUCUCCUGCUCAACGGAGCCCAUGAGUUUUGUGCCUCAAAGGACAGCAUGAGGAGUCAAGACAAGACACCUUCCUCUGUAAGUAAGAGGCUUCAAGGAAACGAGAUCUGUCAGAGACUGGUGAAUCUCAGUGUUUAUCUUCACGCACUUCAGGGUGCGAUCAUCAAGCAGGACUCGAUCCUGGAAAUGCUGCUACAAUCUCAGGACACCACAGUGCCGGCUGGAGGAGGAGGAGGAGGAGGAGGAGCAACGCGCCCUCUGUGGCGAGACGGCGGAAACCGUGAGGCCAACGUGGGGUCGUCCAUCGGGGAACUGGCUCUUCUGCAGAGACAACACAGCCUGCUGCAGGACGAGCUGCUGAGACUGCGCGACGCAGAGAACCGCUUCAAGGACAGCGAGAAGGCCCGGGCCAAGCUGGAGAAGCAGGUCCGACACAUGAAGGUCUGCAGUGGAGGACCUGCACCUGACGCUCAGCAGAUGGAGGAGCAGACUUCUCAACCUGUGUCUCUGCGGCCUGGACGGGACGACUUCCGUGCAGCUGACACGGUGCAGGCCAGACCGGAGUCUGACUGCGCAGCAGAUGGUCUACAGGACGGCAGUGAUUUGGAGGUUGACAUGACAUCGGAUGAUGAUGACGAUGACGACGAGACAUCGGAAAACUCCAAAGGUCUUCAUGAUAUUCCAGAGGACCUGUGACUGUCGGCAGGUCACACACGGCUUAUAAUCAGCUCAUAGCGAUAAUUUAAUGUUACGCCGUUUGACUGCAACAGUUUCUCUUCUUUCUGCAAGUCUUAAUAUUUAUUUAGCUGCUUUUGACUCGAUGGUUUUGUGACAGUGACUUGUUUUAUUUUCCUUUUUUUCAAUGCUUUGGAUUGUUUGUUUCCUUGGUUUGAUACAAUGACUUGACUAAAGGGCUGUGGGGAAUGGAUCUUGCUCAUAUGUACAGGUUUGUAUUUGUACUAUUGUAUCUUGAUAUUUAAGGAUCAUAUUGUUUGCAACUCGUACAUUUCUAAGCUUUAGCGACUUUUAAUUGUGCAAAUCAAAAUGCACUUUGUCAAAUUUGCACAAAACAUGCAGGGCUCGUUACUUUUUAUCCUCAGUAUGUGGGAAUUUAUUAGAUUUAUUAGUAUUUGGAACAGAUUCCUUUCAGCGACUCCAGUCGCCUAAAUAUUUACUCUAUGCUGUAACUGUAUAUUUAAAAUAGUAAAUACUUGAUUUUAAAAAUGGAAUAUACAUGUUUGUAGUUUAAAAAUGGCUGGAAAUCUAUUUUAUAUUAUAGUGAAGUGAUCAGUUGAAUUGACUGAGGGGAUUGAAAGACAUUUUAAGAGAGCAGAAUUAUUUGUAAGAUAUAAUCUGAACAGAUUUAGCAUGGAAAAGCUUCAGAGAUGCUAAAUAAUAUAAAGGAAACACAGACAUAUAUAUAAAAUAAUAUAUCAUAUAAGCUCAGAGCCUUCACUGACUCCAGUCUUCUUUGGCUUUGAUGCAGUUAAAGGUACAGUGUGUAAAAAUGAAGGUGUAAUAAUAAUUGAAUGAUACUUUUUAAAUUCAAUUUAAGUUCAAUAAUAAAUGAACAAAUAUCUUAAUUUUGGUUAUAUUCAUAUGAAAAGUAAACAUCAAUCAAGAUCUUUUAACACAAAAGUGCCAAUAACCGAAAAAGUAAUAGGCUAAAGCACAAGGGUAAACCCCCAGGAAAUCAGUGAAAAUACAUCAAACAUUACACUUUAGAGUUAUCAAUUCACACUGUAAGCUGUCAUUUUUAUUUAUUUUUUAAUUUUACAUUUCAUUUUUUUUUAAACCAAAAAGAGUUUUAAACAAUUGAAAUUUGUCACUGCUAGUGUCAAACAUAAAUAAUCCUCUUAAAUUUUAUAAUAUCCUGUGUCUGAACGCAAACAGGACACAGUUUUAUUCACCACACGGAAAAUGAUCUCUCUUUUGAAUAUACAAUGUCUAUAGACAUUUUAACAUGAAAGAUCCUAUGAAAAACUGAUGAGUUGAUUCCAGAUAUCAUUUAUUAUUCAAUCAUUGCUCUUGCCUGAAGUUUAAUAUAGGAUCCAUCACCUGAUUGUUGUUUUUCAUUAACCCAGAUUGAGACAAACAUCUUUUGAGUUUUGACACUAACUGAAGGCUACGUAACGUGAGAAUUAAUUCAUUAAUGCUAAAUUUUACACACUGUACCUUUUUAAAUUGCAUGUGAACGACAUUCCGAGAAAACAGGGUUGAACUGAAUGUAUGUCCAGGUGACACUGAACAGAACUAUCCAGAUAAUGAUGAGAUGUCAACCAUUGCCCAAAGUGUCUUUAUGUCAUACAGAGAUAACAACAUUCUAAAGUCCAAAUACACUUUCCAUAUUAUUUAUAACGUGCAGUUAUUACCUAAACAAAACAUCACGGUGUCAUCCUUGCCUCCUUUGGUCUUCUUAUCCUCUGUAAGUGCUUCUACACCCAACUUAAAGGUCAGUGCCUUUUAAAAAAAACAAAAACCUUUAGAAAUGACUGUUACACGAGGAAAUGAGGGUUUAAAAUGAACAUGUAUAUCCACCUUUGUGCUGGAGACACUUCACUUUAUCAAUGUGAAUGUAAAACACUUUAGAGGAGUGACUCACAUGCACCGAACAUUAGAGCCAGAGGUGGCAAGGAAUGAUGUAAAAAUACUUUGUUACUGUAUUUAAGUAGAUUUUUCAGGUAUCUGUGCUUGAGUAUUUAUUUCUCUGAUGACUAUCUACUUUUACUCACGUUAUUUGAAGACAUAUUUCUGCUCUUUCUACUUCUCACGUUGUCAAAAUGUACCGGCUCGUUCAUUUUUCAACCUCUUCGGAUGGCGACGUGACGUAAAAGACACAAACUAGAGAGGGAAAGGAGCAGAGUGAGUAUGUGCCCAUGGCCUUAUUGUAGAGAGCUACUCAAAUUUAUCUGCGCCAAGAAUGAUGUCUUGUGCUCACCUAAAACCCACUAGCUCAUGUAGAACCUCUGCUCACUUCUUUUUAUACUAGCAGCGGUGCAGGUUGCUAAAAAAAGAAGACCCUAUUUCGUGUGCCGUUGUUAAAAAGGUAUUGUACAUCACUGAGAGUAAAAAGUUAUUUUUACUUUUGUAUUUAAAUACAUCCCAGAGCCUGUACUUUGAAUUUUAAGUUGAAUCAGUACUUUUACUUAAACCAGAGUCGUUGUUUUACACAAGUAUCUGUACUUGUACUUAAAUACAGAAUGUAAGUACUUGCCACCUCUACUAAGAGCCAUAACACAACUAUAUCUUGAAUGUUUUUUCUUGCAAUGUUUCCUUUCUUCCUUAAACCAAAAGUUAAUGAUACAUUUCUUGAAACAAUAAAUUGAAAGGGACAGUGA